UUAUGAUUGUAGUGUUGCCGAGUUAAUAUCUGUAAUUUCCGCGAUGAUGCAACUGUUGGAAAAGUUGCCUGGCAUCACUGUAGAAAGGUACACACUGAUGGAACGAAGUUAUACGUUUCAUGCUGGUGACAACAGGCGAUCAAAGCCUGUACCACCAAGCCAAAGCAAGCCACGCGCAAACUCGGCAAAGAGGGAGAGAAACAGAGAACUUCAGCGGGAAACGGCGAUUGAAAUGCCGGUUAGAAUUAAACCAGCGCCCGUCCAUCAACCACGGCCGAGCAGCAAACGUACAAUUCGUACCGAGUUCGAGGUAUAUGGGAACAGACUACAAGAUCCCACCAAGGCAAAAGACGAAAACGAUAAUUUAAAAACGGAAAUGACGCAAAUGCCUAAAUCGAUCCUGAAGCGCACGGGGUCAGGGGUCAGCACGAGGUCAUCAAGGUCAAUCGGUGUUUUAUCUCUCGAUUCUGGAAUGGCGAAACUCGCGGCUUCAUUAUUCAACAAUCGGAAAUCGAAUGACGUCAAGGGGAACGGUGACGUCACGAGAACAAGUGAAAAAAGAACUACUCGCGCUAAAAAGGGGCAACUGGGGAAUUCCACGGACCCCAACUCCUUACCAGCUGUUGGGGGUAAACGGGGGUCAAACCUUACAGAAGGGAAACCCCCGAUCGGGAAUAACCCGCGGCAAAUCGUGACGUCACCAAGCAAGAGCGUUAGUUUCAAACUUGAACCAGAAACGCAUGAAGAUGACAUCAUUGUUACGAAAAAGGGCGGGGCCCGGUGGGGCGUGGCAUUUUCAACCAAUCAGGAACGAAAGAAUUUCUACGCACAAGAAAGGUUAAACUACCCAAGUGACGGUAGAUCAAGCGGUCGAAGUUAUGACAAAACUAAAGGUCAAACACAGUAUAAACUAGAACGACCACCAACUGAAGCUCACCCAUCCACUGCCCUCUUGCGCCCACGUGCGGACGGAGGAAUUACCGGCGUCUCAGGAAUUCAUUUGAUGGCUGACCCUUAUAGAAGGUACCUGAUGGCUCGAGCUAUUGACCAAUCACAACGCUUUGCGGUCCGUGAAAAUCCGAAACUUGCCGAAACAAAAGAAAUGAGAAAAGCGACUAAAAUUAGCGCACAUAUCGAGCCAAGUAUCAGCGGGGAUUCGGGGCUCGGAAUCCGGCGGAGUUAUGCCCAAACUCUCCCUUCUAUUAAACACGGAAGAUAGCAUUGUUACGAAACAAAACUUAUUAUUGCACCAUGAAGCACAUAUUGUGAUGCAACACAGCGCCGCGAUUUAUAAAUAUAUAUCUGUCUAAAUUGUUUUUCUUAUGUUGUAACAUUAAAUUGCCAAAACAAUCU
Molecule: messenger RNA, 1353 nt
Organism: Ciona intestinalis (vase tunicate)
Lineage: Eukaryota; Metazoa; Chordata; Ascidiacea; Phlebobranchia; Cionidae
Source: RefSeq, a predicted model, not a curated record